This is a messenger RNA of Platichthys flesus (European flounder), 800 nucleotides long. RefSeq names its product neuropeptide FF-amide peptide precursor like (gene npffl). Bases 129 to 518 code for a protein of 129 amino acids. Gene Ontology annotation, molecular function: neuropeptide hormone activity. Lineage: Eukaryota; Metazoa; Chordata; Actinopteri; Pleuronectiformes; Pleuronectidae. The transcript has 3 exons. The record is from RefSeq and is a predicted model, not a curated record.
CCGACCAGGACGAGUCCUUCCUCUGUUCUCCAGGAGCUGCUGAAGUCAACAGGUGUGAAUCGGACGACUGACAUCUUCUGCUUUUCUCAUCAGCCUUCAUCUGACCUCCUCCUGUCCAGACUACGACCAUGGACGCAGCUGCAGUGGUGACUCUUCUGGCUCUGCUGGUGGCGAUGGCUGGCGUCAGUCGGGCUCUUCACAUCCAGGGAGGUGUGGACCAGAAUGACAUCCUGCCGGGCAGCUCAGAGGAGAACAUGGUCGACCGCUUGUUGGGGCUGGAGAGUGAAAACACAGAUAGCAGAGUUGACGAUCGCCUGCUGACCUCAGUGCUCAGAGCUCUGCUGCUCGGAUCUCAGAGAGAAACCAGGAACUCAGUCCUGCAUCAGCCACAGAGGUUUGGCCGUGAUUCCAGAGGGCAGGUGGUGAUGGACGACCAAAUACACACUCGCAACUGGGACGCCGCAGCCCCCAAUCAGAUCUGGAGUAUGGCCGUCCCCCAGAGAUUUGGCAAGAAGUAAUCUCCCGGUCAGAUCUGCACAUCACCGUCCUGGUACGAGGCAGAGAGACGGGCAAAUGUGGAUUGACUAAAUUUGAAUGAAUGAAUCUGAUUUCAAUUACAAACUCUCCAUAGUUUCCGACAUGGUCCCCAUUAGGCCUGACAUCACACCCGGCGCCCACUCAAAUUGACGGGAGCUUUAUUCGUAAAGUUUUCUUUUCUUUUGAUUUCCGACACUUCAACGCAUGUUAACUAUAGUGCCUAUUAAAGUUCUGUGAGCAGACCUUAUUAUUCCUAACCUGAA